AUGGCCAUUAUCAAAACUCGAGCAAGAAGAAGGGAAUGGGGAUCUGAUUCUAUGCCCCUUGUGAUCAACAAUGGUCAGUCCAGUGAAAGUGAGGAGGAACCCAUUGAUGCCAUUCCCUUGAGGCAGGUUCCUUUUGCUAAAUCUAGACCUCAACCAUCCACUCAAACUCAAGCUACUGUAAUUGUGAAGUCUGAGCCACAGCCCCCUCCACAAUACCAAUUUGGCCCUAGAAUGACAAGAAGCAGAGCAAAGGGUCUGACCAAUUUCAAGCCCAUUAAGCAGAAGAAGGGCACUAUGAUCAAUUUAUCAGAUGAUAGUGAUUCACCAUCAAAGAUGCAAGGUGUUCAGGGCAGUACAAGCAGACCAACACAAGAGGAUUCAGCCUCUUUGAAUGCAAUGGCAGAUGCAGCUACUCAAGUAAGCACUCAGAGCAUACCUUCAACCAUCACAGAGAGGCUCCAAACAGGUUUGAGAAUUACUAGACCCUUAACUAUGGAUCUAUUGUCUAGUUUUCCUGUAUACCCUCAAGCCAGUGUUGGUUUUAUGUUGAGAAAGACUGUAGAUGAAGCCAUGGCAGCCUCUAAUGACGUUUUGGGGAUAAGGACAGCAACUUGUGCCCCUGCUAUAGCCAUGAUCCGAACUCAGCCUUCUAUGGCUGCUCAAGCACCUAAAAAGGGAAAUUCAUCCCUUAAGCAUUCUGUUAGUGAUGCUUUGGCAGCCAUGGAUAGGAUGAUUAGAGAGGAACCAGAGUGUGAUCCAUCCCCUAUCCAACCACCUGUUACCACCAUCCAUGCACCCACUAUCACUAGAGACAUACCCAUUGAAUUCAAUUUCAUGGACUCACCACAUUUUACAUCUAUUCCUAUUUCAUCUACCACUGUUGAACCCACCAUACUUGACCAUCCAACCACUACCCAAACAGUUUCUAAGACUGCCCAUGUUGAAACAGUCACCACCAGCCCAAUAUCUUCACCAAUCCAGCCCACAACCACACCAUCUACACCUACUGAACCUAUUAUCCCUUUGCCACCUACUGUAUCCAUCCAAGAACUAGACUUUUUCUUAGGUCUAUCACCCACUAAUCCCAGCCUUACAUCCUUUGAACAUAAUGAAGACCCUUAUGACCCACAAAACACCCAUGUCACUCAAACACCACCACCCUCACCCCACCCCACCCCACCCCACCCCACUCCACUCAACCAUUCAUGCCUAGUCCAAACCAACCCACUAGCCCUAUACACUCUGGGACUCAUGACUACUAUGAAGGUGCACAUUUUUCUCAUCAUAGCCCUGAGCAUAGCAGCCCACAUAUUGAGAAAGAAAGGGAAGAGGUUGAUACAGGUGCAAGUUUGA
Molecule: messenger RNA, 1353 nt
Organism: Cynara cardunculus var. scolymus (artichoke)
Lineage: Eukaryota; Viridiplantae; Streptophyta; Magnoliopsida; Asterales; Asteraceae
Product: mucin-2-like
Exons: 1
Coding region: 1-1353 (450 amino acids)
Source: RefSeq, a predicted model, not a curated record